AAGCGCAUGUGGACGGGCGAACAUGUGACUUGAAACACCACCAAUCAGGACUCGUUUAUGGCGCAGAUACUGUCAACAAAAGUUGUGGAUGUUGGGUCAUUGGAGUUGAUCGUCAAAGAGCUAUCCCCACACUGCAGACAUGACUAAACAAACGGUUCAAUCCCAGACGGAUCAAUGCGUCAACCAGGGAGGAUUAUGGGACUCUAUGAAGAAGGCAGCCUUCAUCAUUGGCUCAAGCCUCUUCUUCCUGGUGGCGUUCCGGAACUCAGUGAUGUGGCAUCUGCAGCGGUUCUGGGGUGCAUCUGGAGACUUCUGGCAGACCCAGUGGAGUAACCUACUGCUCCACUUUGAAGGUCGCGAGACAACGCUCUUCUUCCUGGGGACCAUGCUGGUUCCCACCGCUGGUUUCUGGUUGUUGAAUGGACUUUUCAUGUUGGCUGACUCCACUGGAAAGCCAAGCUUCAUCACACGCUACCGCAUCCAACAGGACAAGAACAACCCGGUGGACCCUGAGCGUCUGCGUCAUGCGGUGAUCACGGUGCUGAGGAACCAGCUGUUCCUGUCGGCUCCACUGGUGGUGUUGACCUACCUGGCCAUGAUGGCCACAGGUGACCCCAUGAACCCCCAGCUGCCCCUCUUCCACUGGGUGCUGCUGGAGCUCAGCCUCUGUGCCCUGCUGGAGGAGAUCAUGUUCUACUACUCACACAGGUUGUUCCACCAUCCUGCCCUUUAUAAGCACAUUCAUAAGAUCCAUCAUGAGUGGACGGCCCCUGUUGGAGUAGUUGCCCUCUAUGCACAUCCUCUGGAACAUGUGCUGUCCAACAUGAUGCCUGCUCUGAUUGGCCCGGUGCUGCUGCGCUCCCAUCUGACCACCACGGUGCUGUGGUUCACGGGGGCCUUUCUGGUCACCACCAUCUCCCACUGCGGCUACCACCUGCCCCUGCUGCCCUCGCCCGAGUUCCACGACUACCACCACCUCAAGUUUAAUCAGUGUUUCGGCGUUCUGGGUGUGUUGGAUCGUCUCCAUGGCACAGAUGACAAAUUCCGUCAGACGAAAGCAUAUGAGCGACAUGUACUCCUACUCAGCCUUACACCCCUCACACAAACCGUCCCCGACCCACCCAAGAAGUCUCAGUGAGCACACACACACACACACACACACACUCACAGAUCUGACUGACAUACUCAAGAACACCUUAAUCCACAAACACAGACACACACACACACACAACCUUGUACAGAUAUGACUGACACCCACACACACUGAAAAAUACCUUAAUCCACACACACACACACACACACACACAAAUACACACUCAGGGUUAUUUAUACCUUACACCAUACACACACACACACACACACUAAUACUUUCCAUUAUGAAUUAGAACAAUAAGAGCAGAGGUUAGAAAAUAUUUCCUAAACCAAUCUUCUGUUCCAUGUGGUUCCACUCUUCUGUUCCAUGUGUUUCCACUCUUCUGUUCCAUGUGGUUCCACUCUUCUGUUCUGUUCCAUGUGGUUCCACUCUUCUGUUCCAUGUGGUUCCACUCUUCUGUUCCAUGUGGUUCCAUUCUUCUGUUCCAUGUGGUUCUUUCACCAAUCUCUUUAUGUAGUGUCUAUGUACACUAGCACAAAAUGCAAAGGCAUUUUCACACACACACACACACACACACACACAGAAUCAGUGGCCAUUGAGGCGUUUUACUAAGUGUACAGUCAUAUGAAAUGCUAAUAUUAGAAUGUUUAAUGAGAUGAUGCACCUUUGCACUUUGGCCUUUGUCUUUACUCCUAAUUGCCAUCUCGCAGUCACACUAACAGUCUUUGUACUUUAUCAAACAAAUAUUUUAUUUUUCUCUAAAUCAAAAAAGCACUUAAUUUCAUAUGUACAGCAGGAUAUUAUGGGGAUUUUAAGAGGAGGAUCUGUUGAGUGGAUUGUUUCCUACUCUAAUUUUUGUGAGAUUUUAUAGUUGAGAAUGAUGGCUCGUCCUGGGAUGGCGAACCAUGGUCUUUGUAAUGUAAAUGCACUCUCAUUGUGGUGUCUUUUAUGAUUAAAAUAUUUAACUUUGAA
Messenger RNA from Alosa sapidissima (American shad), 2065 nucleotides. RefSeq names its product fatty acid hydroxylase domain containing 2 (gene faxdc2). Bases 140 to 1138 code for a protein of 332 amino acids. Gene Ontology annotation, biological process: sterol biosynthetic process. The record is from RefSeq and is a predicted model, not a curated record. NCBI's taxonomy places the organism in Eukaryota, Metazoa, Chordata, Actinopteri, Clupeiformes, Clupeidae. The transcript has 9 exons. Gene Ontology annotation, molecular function: C-4 methylsterol oxidase activity; iron ion binding.